Molecule: messenger RNA, 621 nt
Organism: Nilaparvata lugens (brown planthopper)
Lineage: Eukaryota; Metazoa; Arthropoda; Insecta; Hemiptera; Delphacidae
Exons: 1
Coding region: 1-621 (206 amino acids)
Biological process (GO): DNA integration
Molecular function (GO): nucleic acid binding
Source: RefSeq, a predicted model, not a curated record
AUGGAUAAGUCUGCGAUAGCAGGAGAGCUGCACAAGCCAGCUCAUAGGAACUUUCCUAUAAGGAAAGUCACUGUGAAAGGCCUUGAUGAUCUGUAUCAGGCUGACCUUGUUGAGAUGUUGCCAUAUGCAAGACAAAACAAAGGUUAUAGAUACAUAAUUACUAUUAUCAAUUGUCUUAGUAAGUUUGCCUUUGCUAUACCAAUUAAAAGCAAGUCAGCCAAUGAUGUGGUCAAGGCGAUGCAGCCUAUAUUUGAAAAACAUCUAAUGAAAAAUCUACAGACCGAUGAUGGUGAAGAGUGUUUCAAUACAAAAUCCCAACAACUUGUGCAACAGUAUGGUAUCAAUCAUUAUUCUACCUUUUCCAAUAAAAAGGCAUCAAUAGUAGAGCGUUUCAAUAGAACACUUGAACAUCUUAUGUGGACAGAGUUCACUGAACAAGGAACCUACCGUUGGACAGACAUUCUAACCUCACUUGUUGCAGAGUACAAUAGACGAGUCCAUAGAACAAUAGGUAUGCCACCAGCUGAUGUGCAGAAGAAGCAUGAGAAAGUGCUACUCGACCAACUCGGUAAACAGCAUCAAGCCUAUCGAGAAGAGUUGCAGAAGAAGAAUGCAGAGUGA